CCAUCUGCUGGGGAUUUGAAUUGAAAAUGGCGAGUCAACAAAGCGAGGAUUUUUCCCCCCACGGAAAUAAAGGGAUAAAAAAACCUUGUCGAGCAUGUUCAGAUUUUAAAACAUGGACUACCAAUUUAAACCAAAAUGCCAAUGUUCAGGAGAAAAUGAAUAGUCAGAUUCCUCAAUCUACUGCUGCUGAAACAAAGUCAAGUUUUCUGACAAAGUCUUCACACACAGUAGAGAAAACAUUUCCAGAAUGCCCCUUGGAUCGUCAACAAUUGGGCAGAAACUCUUGGAGUGUUCUCCACACAAUAGCUGCAUAUUAUCCUGAAACACCUACUGUUGAUCAACAGAAGGACAUGGUUCAAUUCAUGGCACUGUUUACAAAAUUCUAUCCAUGCACUGAUUGUUCUGAAGAUUUCAAAGAGCGAUUGAUUGCAAACCCACCUGCAACACAGAACAAUUUUAUACUAUCUCAGUGGCUAUGUGCCAUGCACAAUGAAGUUAAUGUUAAGCUAGGGAAACCAGAAUUUGAUUGUAAUUUAGUUAACCAGAGAUGGCGAAAUGGAUGGAAGGAUGGAUCAUGUGAUUAGCUUGUACAAUGUAUUCUCUAUCAUUCAAAAGUGUUCCUCUAUGAUACAACAAUACACUAAAUUAAUAUUUUGGA
Molecule: messenger RNA, 658 nt
Organism: Daphnia pulicaria
Lineage: Eukaryota; Metazoa; Arthropoda; Branchiopoda; Diplostraca; Daphniidae
Gene: Alr
Product: FAD-linked sulfhydryl oxidase ALR-like
Exons: 3
Coding region: 27-584 (185 amino acids)
Cellular component (GO): mitochondrion
Molecular function (GO): flavin adenine dinucleotide binding; flavin-dependent sulfhydryl oxidase activity
Source: RefSeq, a predicted model, not a curated record